CUGGGAACUCGAGAGUUAGGACUCGGCACCUGGCGUGCAGCUGUCCUUCAGCAAUCCCAGAAGACGCGGAUGAGAAGCAUAGCUCGUUAAUUAACGGCUCAUUGACGCGAAAUGCUUUUCCUGCAGUCGGUGCGUUAACAUUGGUUCUUGUAUUCCGAACCACUGUACCGCGACGAUUUCAUGAGCUUUUUGGACCCGUUUCGGAGAUCGACCCGCCGUUCGCCGCUAUGGCGACUCCGAUCCCUUGCAUCACGGCCGUCCAUUGCGUCGGAUUCAAGAUACAAAUACAACAGCUACAUGCUUUCGUCGCAUUCCCCUCGUUCGGAGUGUUUCGAUCGGGAGCACAGGAUUGCAUCGACAUCUGCUACUAGUCCUUCCUCGCCAAUGCUAUAUCCGAUCGGGUUUAACCUACACCAACCUGCGCGAAACGCAUCCGCCAGGAUUCGAACCCCUGACCGGAACCUCGCGGUAUGGUCUGCCGCUGGGUUGUAUUCCAGGCCAGCAGACGCUCUACAGGCAGAGGCCGCGAUCUCCGGGUCUGAACCAGAUUUCGGGAGCAAGCCAGAAGUAGCGAGGGAAGCGGAGUUGAUAAAGCGUACAGUGGUGAACGAGGAGGGAGGAAGCAAGGGAGGAGGAGGUGAGAAGAGCAUCAGGAGAGGUGGGGAGGAGGAGUUGGUUAAACAAGAAGGCGGGUAUGAGAAGGUUGAGAGGAGUGCAGGGAAAACAGAGGGAAAGAGUGAGGAAGGCGGAAGGAAGAGUAGAGGGAGGGUAGAGUGCGAGAAAAUGGGUAGGGGGGGAGGGAGUAGCGAGGAGGAGGAGGCAGUGGCAGUGAUUGCUGGAGUGCUGAUGGAGAAAUUCGGGCCACAGAUUGUGAGAGAGGAGUUGGAGGAGGGGCCUGGAAACGGGAGGAAUGAAGAUGAAGAGGAAGCAGGAGCAGAAGCGAGUGAGGAGGUGGAGGAGGAGGAUGGCGAGGAGGACGAGGAGAAAGCAGUGGGUACUCUAUUGGAGAAAGAAGGGGCGGAGGAAGGAGAAACAGAGGCGAGUGCGGAGGACUCACCAGCCGCCACAUCUCGUCCCAAACGGCCUACUCCACUCAACAGCGCACGUGCAACCUCUCCCUCCUCCCUCCUCUCCCUCUACCGCUUCUUCUCCUCCCACCUCGGCAUCUCCUCCCCUUCCACUGUCGCAUCUCUCCUUGCCUCCCACCCCCAACUCCUGCGCUCCAAUUCGUGCAAUGACCUCCUGCCACGUGUCCAUCUCCUCCUGUCAUAUGGCAUAUCCCAUGCUGACAUCGUUCACGCCACCAUGAAGAACGCAUCCUGGCUGCGAACGUCCCUCCCACAGAUCCAGGAUAUGCUCGAGUUUCUCUUGGCUCGAGGCGUCUGCCGAACUAAGCUGGGCUCAGUGCUCCUACAUCGUCGAGGCUUAAUUCGCUCGCAGGCUCGUUCAACGAACCUCGACAUUCUGGUAGAGAGAGCAGGGUUUCCCAUGGACAAGCUGGGUGUGCUUAUAGAGAGGCGUCCAGAUAUCUUGUGCCAGAGCAGCAAAUCACUGGUGACUCAGCUCAAGCACUUGUCAGUCUAUUUCACGGAGGCAUGUGGAGGGAAGGUUGAGGGAGGUAGCAUCAGCACAGGCCACCUGAGGCAACGGUCAAGUACUCAGCACCUGGACAACAAUCAUCUGGCCCGACUUAUCUUGAAGUUUCCGAGCAUCCUCUCUUAUUCUCCUCACCGCAUCUCUGCCAGCCUCGCCAUCCUCCAGUCCUUCACUCCCCCAGGUACGCCCUCCAUCGCAACCCGUGUUCUCCGCAACGCCCCCACCAUCCUCAGCCGCAACUCAGAAACUCUCUUAGCUAAGCUCCAGUUCUUUGUGGAGCUGGUGGGCGAAGAGGCAACAGGGAGGAUAGUGCGGAGCCGUCCGGAUGUUCUUGGUCGAUCGAUAGAGAACCUGCAAGGCAAGAUGGCCGUGUUGACUGGUCUGAUUGGGCGAGAGAAUGCCGUGCGUGCGGUGGCACAAUGUCCGCUGCUGCUGAGUUCCAGUGAUGCUAACUUGAAGGGAAGUUUUAGGGAGCUGGUGCGGGAAGUGGAAGACUUACUGGAAGGGAGAGACGGAGAGACAAGUGGAACAAAAACGUUGGAGGUAAGUGAGAAAGACGAUGAGCUUCGAGCGUGUGACACGGCGCAAGAAGUAAAAAAAAGUAAGGCUUGUCAGCUGGUGGUAGAUUUGGUAGUGAAAUGUCCUCAAUCUAUUCUCUGCAGUUGGGAAAGGAACACGAAGCACAAGGUGGAGUACUUAAAGCGGGACAUGGGGCUCUCUAUGAUGGAGGUCCUUCACUUCCCUCUCUUCCUUUCCUUCAGUCUGGAUAGACGAAUCAGACGGAGGCAUCUGGCAUUGUUAGACAUAGGCUAUGUGGUUGUUCCUUACAAAGAGAUUCUGCGGAUGAGUGGAGAGGGAAGAAAGGACUCGAGAGGAGCUCGGGUGAGGCGGACGGAGGAACACGUAUGGGGGGGAAAGGGGAGUGAGGUGGGGAACACAUGGUGUCUGUUGGGAUCCACUCGAGAAGACUGCAAGCCAGGGACAGUAAAUGAAACCCAAGCAGGCAGAAAGGUGUCCCUAAGCCAGCUUAUAAACUGUACAGACAAGAAGUUCGAGGAGAAGUUCAAUGUCAAGCUGUAGAUUCUGGUUUCUGAUGGGCUGGCCCUGGUUAGAUGUGUCAACAUAUAUAUAUAUAUAUGUAUGUAUAUGUAUAUGUAUGUCGGCUAUUUAGGUGCACUACAAUGACUGGAUCCUACUGUAGAGAGGACUGUCAACUUAUACAUACUUGUGCAUGUAGAAGUUAUUGGCUAGAAUAGGUGUGUGUUCUUAGAGA
Closterium sp. NIES-67 is the source of this 2869-nucleotide messenger RNA. The record is from the annotation of a GenBank genome assembly. NCBI's taxonomy places the organism in Eukaryota, Viridiplantae, Streptophyta, Zygnematophyceae, Desmidiales, Closteriaceae.